GUUAUGUUAUAUUGUGUUCCAUGAAUUAAAUGUAUACGGGGAAUUACCUAAUUGUGAAUUAUUUUUCUUUUUAGUGAAUUGAUUAAUUUGAACUCUACUACUGAAGUGUGUCAUUGAAGAAGUGAAUAUUAUUGAAUUGUUCGAAAAUUUGGGAGUUAUUAUUAAUCCCAAUUACUAAAAGAUCCAUGUUAAUGCUAAUCAUAACCAAAAAGAAUCUUGCAACCAGAGACAUUUAUUUCAAUAAUUAUGGAUUCAUCAACUUUCAACUGCAAUUUAUUUGAAAAAUUCAAUAUACAGAACACCCAAUAUUUCAGAAGAAAUGUGGCACUUUCCACAGUACCCGAUGAUUGGGAAUUGAUGGGAUUCAAAAAUACUCAAAUGGUAUUCAAGAAGAGAACUUUCAAUCGAAGUUUCAAAAAUAUCAGUUCAACAGCCUUGAAAAAAGGUGUUCUACAUCAUUCAAAAACUGACUUGAAAAAUUUGAAUAUAUAUAAAACAACACGUAAAAUUAAAAAUUCAACUACAUGUGAAUCUUCUAAUCAUUUUGUAAUCGACAGUAUUAAACAUGUGACUGAUACAGAAAAGAAAGAUAUGAGCCAAGCAAAAUUAAUCUUUGAUCCUAAUGGGAAAAAAUUCAUAUAUUUGAAUGGACAGAAGCUACAAAUAAUUAAACAUUCUCCAGGUAAAGUGGAAGAUAAUGUAGUGGACACUGAAUAUAAAUCAGUUCCCAAUAUCCUAAAUUUGAAGUCAAUUAAUUUUAAUACUGCCGGGAGCAAGAUAGAACCAGAUCAAUCUAAAUGUCAGUCAUCUAAGUUAAAUAUUAAAGAUCCACAACAAAUUAAGGUUCAUACCAUUAAACAUGUUCGAACUAUUUUACCCAAAUAUAGUGAUAAAGUUGUUUCAAUAAAAAAAAAUCAAUUCUCUCCCAACAUUUCUCUCAUUACGAAAGAGGUGGGGGGGGAAAGUAAACUUGUAAAUAGUCCAAACACAUCAAUUCUGGGGAUUCCCCUGAUUCAGGAUAUUGCACCAAGUAGCAAUGCUCCUGAUAAACUUCAAACAUUGAAAGUUAAGAAUAUCAGUCAAAUGACAACCACCCAUUGCAUUAAAAAGACCCAUGAGUCGGUAUCAGUUUCAACAAAUACUGAACAUCCAAACACUGUUCAUAUAGGAGUUCAAACAGAAGAUAUAAUUGAGAACGAGCCCCUUAAAGAAACUAGAGUGGAAAAUUGUCUUAGUGAACUUUAUAGUGGUGGUGUUAUAAUUGGUGAUGAUGUUAAUAUGGGACAUGGGCCUCCUUCAAUCUAUUCCCUGAAUACCGAAAAACUGAAGAUGAAAUUUUUCAACGAUAUUCAUCAAUGUCUUAAAUGGGAUUCAGGGAACUUACCAAUUCAUAGGGCAGUCAUUCAGAAAAAUUUGAAAGAAGUAAAAAGUCAGUGUAUUGUCCUUAAAGCUCGAAAAGCUGGAGUAAAUAUAGCCAACAUCAAUGAUUAUACUCCAUUACAAUUAGCUGUGGUUCAAAGUGUUGGGACUGAUAUUGUUGAAGUACUUCUUAAAUAUGAUGCUGACAUGUCAGUUUUAGAUUCGGAAGGAAACAAUGUUCUUCAUCUGGCUGUUGAGCAUAAUAGGAAUGACUUAGUCCAAAUUUUCCUUGAAAAACUUAAUGCCGAUAACUUAGAUAUUGAUCAAUUCAAUUAUGAUGGACUUACACCCUUGAUGAUGUGUGCUUUUCACAAUGAUAGAAUAGAUAUGGCUGAACAAUUUUUGAAGAAAAACGCCCAAAUGAACUUAAAAGAUUUGAAGUCUGGCAGAACUGCCAUAUUCCAUGCAGCUGAAAGUCAUAAUGCUUCAAUGGUUUCACUUCUGCUAGAUUACGGCGCGGACACAAAAAUUCGAAAUUUUUUUGGUACAUCUGUUCAUGAUGCAAUGUUCGAAUUGGACGACAUGCCGAAAGAAAUAAAAUAUCCAAUUUUAGGGAGGGAUCUGAAAGUUCAUGAAAAGAGGAAACUCUAUCAACAAAAUGUGAGAAGAGAAACGUUUAAACGUAAGAAACUAGAUUUUGUAUCCACUAUACAGAAAUUGAAAUCUAGGUCGAAUUUUGUAAUGCGUGAUAAUGAUAUUAAAAAAUGAGGUUAAUACUUUUCAUCGAAUUUAACUUUAACUUUGAUUUCGUUUCGAAAUUGUUAAUCUACAAUUUAGAUAUAUAGUUUUAUGGUAAACCAUUAUGUAUAUAGUUUUUAUGGUAUAAAUAUUUUUUGUUUUCUCUUUAAGUGUCGAUAUACUUUUACAAUUUUUUUGAACUUCAGCUUCAUCUAAUAAUCACUAUCAUUUUUAUUCCAUAUUGAAAAACCAUUUCUCACUGCCUUAGUCAUAGGGAUUGAUUCAAUUUAUUGUAAAUAAUUAAAAACAUAAUUUUGAAACUUUGAUUUUUUUUUAAUUUAAGUUAAUUAAUUGAAUUAAGUUAAACUGUAAAUUUGUGGGAUAUGUAUUACCAAGAUCAACAUCUCUGAAAUGAUUCUUUCAGGAAGGAUGAUUAUGCUUAAGACCUUCACAUAUUUAUUUAUAUUAUGCUAUUGAAUUUUAUGUUAAUUCAUAUUAUUUUAUUAUUCUGAUAAAAAAUUUUGAAAAUAUAAAUAAAAUAUUUUCAAUUUUAUGUUAAUUAUUUUUUGCCAAUGAUGGAAUAGAAUUUUAUGUGUUCUCAUUAUUUCAAUGGUGUGUAUAUUUUAUUUGUAAAAGUCGUUCCAAAUUUGGUGAAUAAGUGAUUUGGCAUUGGAUCAUAAGAAUAUAAUUUCAUUUUUAUUUAUUUAUUUUUUUAAAUCUGUUUUGGGGAUGUAACUCAUUAAGUAUAGCUUCUGUACUUUUUCAAUAAUAAUUAAGAUGUAUUGAUAUAAUGGCAUAAUAUAGAAAUUUAACAGAAAAUAGAUAAUUAUUAAGCACUAUAACUUCCAAAUUAUGGCGUUUUAUCGUUAGGGGGGUGAUAUACAAGGCCAUAUUAGCGGUCCUAUUAAAAAUUUUAGGUGAUGCGAGAUCUAAAAGUGGCGCCCCUCCAAAUACAAAACUUUGUUGUUUAUGAUUCAAUAUUCAUCACAAACUGUCUUAGAUGAUAUAAUUAUACACUAAACCAAAUUACUGAUGUCAUUUAUGUUAAAUCAUAAGAAAGCUCGUUUGACUAGUUUGGGCAAGUAUAUGUGAUGUAGUAGAUUAUAGAUGAAAAAUAAAAACAAUAAAUGUAUUGAAUUCAUUUUAUGUUACAUGCAUACAAUAUCAAAUAAAAUAUGCAUAUGCACUUUUCUCUCUUUAG
Messenger RNA from Harmonia axyridis, 3298 nucleotides. RefSeq lists its product as uncharacterized. Gene Ontology annotation, molecular function: protein binding. The coding region runs from base 247 to 2127 and encodes 626 amino acids. The transcript is spliced from 5 exons. The record is from RefSeq and is a predicted model, not a curated record. NCBI's taxonomy places the organism in Eukaryota, Metazoa, Arthropoda, Insecta, Coleoptera, Coccinellidae.